This is a messenger RNA of Salvia splendens (bonfire salvia), 2666 nucleotides long. Its product is annotated as protein MODIFIED TRANSPORT TO THE VACUOLE 1. Bases 154 to 2262 code for a protein of 702 amino acids. The transcript is spliced from 5 exons. Gene Ontology annotation, cellular component: trans-Golgi network membrane. Gene Ontology annotation, molecular function: ubiquitin binding; phosphatidylinositol binding. The record is from RefSeq and is a predicted model, not a curated record. NCBI's taxonomy places the organism in Eukaryota, Viridiplantae, Streptophyta, Magnoliopsida, Lamiales, Lamiaceae.
UUUUUCAAUCACUUAAAUCAAAAUUAAACUAAAAAUUAAAACAAAACAAAACCCUCCCCCAUCGAUCAUCGAUUUGUUCACGAAGACCCAAUUCCACCCAAAAUUUAAUUGAUUAAUAAUCGGAGCUGUCGAGUUCUGAUCGUGAGGAGGAGAAUGGAGCAGAGCAGGAGGGCGGUGGAGUCGUAUUGGAGGUCCAGAAUGGUGGACGACGCUACCUCCGAUGAGGAUAAGGUGACUCCGGUUUACAAAUUGGAAGAAAUUUGCGAUUUGCUCAGGUCCUCCCACCCUUCCAUCGUUAAGGAAGUCUCCCAGUUCAUUCUCAAGCGCCUUGACCAUAAAUCGCCUAUCGUUAAGCAGAAGGCACUAAGAAUCAUCAAAUAUGCAGUAGGAAAGUCAGGUGCCGAGUUCAGAAGGGAGAUGCAAAGGAAUUCUGUUGCUGUACGCCAAUUAAUCCAUUACAGGGGCCAGCCAGAUCCUUUGAAAGGGGAUGCACUGAACAAGGCUGUUAGGGAAACAGCACAGGAGACGCUAUCUGCUCUAUUCACAUCGGAUGAGAGCAAAGCUGCACCCACAGAAAGUAAACUUGGUAGUCGAAUUCAAGGAUUUGGAAAUACCAACUAUGAAUUGCCUUCAGAAGAAAAAAAGUCCUUCAUGAAUGAAAUUGUUGACCUUGGAAGUGCAACAAUCAAACAUGGACUGAGUAGUUUGGCACAGUCCCCAUCUCUGCGAACAAACAAUGAAACUGGGAGUUACAGAAGUCCAACUCUUCAUCGAUCUUUGGGUCAGGAAAGUGAUCACUCUAAAAGACAUGAAGCAGUUGAUUAUAAUGCUCACACGCAAAACUCUUCCCGAUUCUCCAAAAAUGCUGGUUCUGGAAAUUGGGGCCAAGAUUUCAGUACGUCUGAGGCAGAUACUACUAAUAGAGUCUAUGAAUCAACUUAUAGCAAAAAGACUCGUGAGGAGAAACUGUUAGAGACAAUUGUAACAUCUGGUGGUGUCCGUUUACAGCCUACUCGAGAUGCACUUCAUGGCUUCUUGAUAGAUGCUUCAAAGUUAGAUGCUUUGUCUUUAGCACAUGCAAUCGAAACAAAGCUGAAAUUACCUAUGUGGCAGGUUCGCAUGAAAGCCAUUUGCGUUCUUGAGGCACUGCUGAGGAAGAAAGAUGAUGGGAAUUUUUAUGUCAUAUCUUCUUAUUUUAGUGAUAACAGCAAUGCAGUGAUACAAUGUUCUGAAUCUCCCCAAGCAUCUCUAAGGGAGAAGGCAAAUAAGGUAUUGAGUCUUCUGAGUGGUGAAAAAGGUGGUGGAGAAAAUAAUCAAGUUGAAAGAUUGGCGAAAACACCACAGCCUUCGACGAUUCCCGACUUACUAGAUACCAGUGAUUCCCACGAUCUUAUGGGGGUGGAAGAUUCUCAAAAGGCCGAGACCGAGCCAAGUACUUCAACCGCUGGACCUUCUACUGCUCCAUUGAUUAAUGACUUAUUGGGGGACAGUUUUGGUGGUGGUGAUAGCACCAACGGGCAGAAGGUCGAUGAUGACCCAUUUGCAGAUGUCUCCUUCCAUACCAGUCUUGAUAAGGGCCAUGAAAAUGAUUUCUUCUCUGGUAUGGCGAUAAACAAGUCGGAAAUUAAGGAUGCCCAUGUAGCAGCUAGUAGAACUGAAUCUGAACCAUUUGACUUUUUCAACUCGAGGUCCCAGGAGCUUGAAAAUGCUGGAAAGGAUUUUAAUGACUUGAUGGGCGAUUUGUCUAUACAUGGAAACGAACCAUUUAAGAAGCAAAAUGGAAGUAGUACUGAGAAGAGCCCAGAACAUAUUCUUUCAGCUUCCAGUAUUCCCCAAGAAAACAACGUUCAUAACAUCAUCUUGAAUAGGGAAUCUGCUUCUCAAGCUGCGGUGGUCAGUGCAGCUCCCAUGUUCCCUAUGGGUGCUAUGGGUUAUAAUUUUCCACCAGGGUUGAUGUUCAAUCCUGCAUUAGCUUCUCAUGCAAUGAAUAAUGUUUCCAUGGAGAAUCUCUUUGCUCAACCCCAGUUCCUUGCUGCAAUGUCCAACUUUCAGCAGCUAGGGCAUCUGCAAUCAAGCGCAGGUUUUAGUGCUGCUGGGUCGGUUGUAGGAAAUUCUUCAGCCUUCCCCGAUGUUUUUAAUUCUACCAUUGCUGCCCAACCUCCGACUUCACUAAUGAACGACUCGAAAAGAGAGGACACUAGAGCAUUUGAUUUUAUCUCUGAUCAUCUGGCUGCAGCUCGUGACCCCAAGCAUGUAAAUUAAGUAUUUCUGUUGCUGUCUGGAAUGGAGUAACCAUUGACGUGGUUAAUCUUGAAAUUUGAAUUGAGAAAAAUAGUGGAGAUGUUUCUACUUUUGGCAAAGGGUCACAGUCAGAAUGUGUGUGAAGUCUUGCUAGAGUAUAGAAGGUGGAAAAGUUCACUGGCAGCAACGUUCAAUGGAAAUACGAAAAGGUUUCAGUAACUUUGGAGAUGUGCUUUUAUGUUCCAAGUUAUUUGAAAAAACAAAGUAAAAUUUUCCAAUGAGUUGCCCUCUCCGAUUGUGAUUACUUAAAGCAUUUUUCCAUGGUAAAAAAACCAUUACUGUGUGAUACGCAUUCUUCUAUCCGAGAUUGGAUAAAUCAUGUGAUAAUUAUUUGAGGCUCUAAAACUUCUGAUUUAUUGAUGACA